AGAGACAGAGAGAGACAGAGAGAGAGAGAGAGAGACCCAGAGACCCGGAACAUCCCGUCCAUGAGAGGUACAGACAUGAGCGCACAGGCUGAAGAGGGAAUCCGAGCCAAGUGCAAGUGCAAGUCGCCCACUUUAUUCUCUUCAUACUGUAUUGAAAGCAUACUGGGAAGAAGUCCUCUGAAAGUCAGACUCCUCGGGAUGCAAAGUCUGACAGCGACACUUCGGACAGAUGAACGCCAAGCUGGGCCAAAUUUGCCUCCUCACACGGACCUGCACCUGCCACCCAAACGGCGCCCGUUCAGUCCGCGGAGAGAAGACGAGCCAGAGCGCGCACAGGGAGACGAACUGGAGCGCGCACAGGGAGACCAGCCGGAGCGCGCACAGGGAGACCAGCCGGAGCGCGCACAAGGAGACCAGCCGGAGCGCGCACAGGGAGACGAACUGAAGCUCAGAGCUGGUCUAAACUCCUGCUACCCGGAACAUGCACUCAUCAGUUCCCUAAAGAGCAGCACUGCUCAGGAUAAAGUAGACGCGCAGAAGAGCAGAGCGCCUGCAGACACGCGUCUCUCCCCGGGACCUGAGGACGGACUGAGAGAGAAAAACACAAGCACGAAGGACAGCGAGGACGGUGUGUAUGUGUCCCCGAGCAGUGAUGCUGAAGACGGGACACUGAGACGCAAACAGAGGAGAUACAGGACUACAUUCACAAGUUACCAGCUGGAUGAACUGGAAAGGGCUUUCCAAAAGACGCACUACCCGGAUGUGUUCACAAGGGAGGAAUUAGCCAUGAGGCUCGAUCUGACGGAAGCGCGCGUGCAAGUCUGGUUCCAGAACCGACGUGCGAAAUGGAGAAAAAGAGAGAAGGCUGGGGUUCAACCUCACCGCCUAGGCCUUCCAUUUCCUGGACCCAUCACUGCAGCACAGCCUCUAUGCCAUUAUCUGGGUGGGGGUGCAUUUAGCCCCAGCCUUCACCCAGGCAUCGAGUCAGGGUGGCCUGUGUCCCUCCAUGGAUUCACCCAGCCCAUCCCAAACCCUGCACCCCCAACCCGAAUCUGCUCUCUGCUUGGAGCUGCAAUGCUCAGACACCCUGCCCUUAUCAGCCCCUCCUUUGGAAGAUUCUUCACUCCACUGGCACUUCAAAGACUGCCUGUAACCACCACAGAGAAUCCAAUUCUGCCUCCCCUUCACAUCCCUGAUCCUCCUUCCUCAUCUUCAUCCACACUGUGUUCCUCUUCCUCGCCCGUGGAUCGCCGUGCAUCCAGCAUCGCGGCUCUGCGGCUCAAAGCCAAGGAGCACUCGGCUCACAUCGGCCAGCUCAGUGCCCUCACAGCUAGUACAGCUGAAAAAGAGGCCUAAUGCCUCGCUCCCUACACCCAAGACAUGAGACCAAAGCUAAAAUGCACUACGGCAUGAAGAAUCCCUUUGGAACCUCACAAUCCCCGAACCAACCUCUAUAGCUACUGAAGCUUCAAAAUGGCUUUAACUGAUGGAAGCAAUGCCAAAGGGACUGGUCAGCAACCAGAGAUCUGUGUAUUUCACAAUUAAUUCAAAUUGUGCAUUUGUUGUAUUGAUAGACAGAAUAUAUGUGGGAAAAGAAAAAGCUUUAAUGAAUAGCUUUAAAGUCUUCUUGUGUGAUUAAAAAACUUUUAUAUGUGCUUUUUUAAAUCUUGUGAGCCAGAAACUUAGUUCAGGGAAGAACAAACCUGCACUUCAAUAUUCAACUGCUGAAUGAGCCAAAAAUAUGUGAAAAUUAUGAAAAUAAAACUGUGAAGUGAAGUGAUGUGCCGUCUUACAAUUUAAACUGAUUAAAACAGGCACAGGAGAAGGCCAGAUAUGCCAAAACCCAUACUUCUGUACCUUUAAUUGCUUUAAAAACCUUUUUUUUUUUUAAAAAAAAUAUACCUAACCAGGGAAUCAGUAAAAGCAUUAAACCCUCAUGGUGUAAGAAGUCUUAUUCUGCAGGUUUAAAGCUUUUUAAGAAAGCAUGAUGGUAUUUAUGAUGACGUUAUAUGCAUGUUGAAUCCCAGGAUUUUGGGCCUCAGCACCUCCACUGACAUCGUUGUAGUCUAAAUUUGUUUCAGCACCAUUCACACACAUUAAGAAGCUUAUUUUGUUCUCCGGUGUUGCUUUGUCCCUUUCAAAAGGUGGAUAUCGGAAUGAAUGGCCCUUGCUCGUAAGCCUGGACUUCUUCCAACCAACGUAAUUCUUCCACACUUAAGUCAUCAUCCAAUUAGUUCGGUGUAUAAAGUGAUUUGUCAUCUCAUAGAUUUCAGUUCAGAGGACAAGAGAAGCAUUUUGUCAAGAGAAGCGGAUUUCUAUCACUAACUACCUUCUUUUACACCGCACCAUUCUACAAUGCAAUGAAUAAUAGGAACUGAUAAAUACUAAUUCCCUAUGAAAAGAGGUCUUACACAAUCUUUUGUCCCACACACUAUUCAGGGUAGGGCUCAUGAAAAGGUGCAGGGAUUAACAUAAUCAAAUGAAUCUAACUAAUCUAUUUGGGUGAUCAACUUAAAGCUCUCUGGAAAUGGACAUUUUCUGUGCCGGGAUAUUGUGGGUGAGAAAGGAGCUGAUGAGUUAUGGUGGGGAGUGAAGGUAUUACAGCUCAGCGCAGGUGUCUCUCUCUGUUUAAGGCUCUGUACACAAUGGUACACAAUGAGCACAAUGGAGUGUAACGGCUUAAAGAUCCGAGAUGCAGAGAAGUUUCGAUGAUCUGAGCAAUGUGGAGGCUUGAGAGAAGAAUUUAUAUUUUUUUCUCUGAUCUGUGGUAGAAAUUUACACUGUAUAGAAUUCAGAUAACAUAGUGACCUGGCUGAAAAAGUUGUAAAGCUCAUUAAAAGAGAGUAUAGGUACUUAAUUUGUGGAGGAUUGCUGACUUGUCCUAGGUUAUGUAAUAAAGGUGUUUAUGCAUCUAUGACUACAGUGACUGGAAAUAAAUUAACUAAUUAAUGCGGUAGGCGUGGAAAUCAAAAUCAGUAACCCUAACACAACUGCAGGACGUAGUGGUUAAUAAUGUAAUAUAACAACAUGUCAUAAAAAAUAAAUUACAAACAAGGAAGGAAUGGCUUUAUGUGGAUAAAAUGAUCUCAGACAAGAUUUUUUUUAUUCUUAUGACCAGAAACAUCAGGAUUAGUUAAUGUAGCUUUACAAAGAGAAAGAUUGAUUAAAUUAGCAGUUAUGAAUGAGUUUGAAGAAGAUAAAUAGUAAAGAAAAAACAGAAAAUGAGUGAGAGUCAUUACCUUUUGGGACCAAGGACAAGAAAAAUAACA
Pangasianodon hypophthalmus (striped catfish) is the source of this 3269-nucleotide messenger RNA. RefSeq names its product aristaless related homeobox b (gene arxb). Gene Ontology annotation, biological process: regulation of transcription by RNA polymerase II. Lineage: Eukaryota; Metazoa; Chordata; Actinopteri; Siluriformes; Pangasiidae. The transcript has 5 exons. Gene Ontology annotation, molecular function: DNA-binding transcription factor activity, RNA polymerase II-specific; RNA polymerase II transcription regulatory region sequence-specific DNA binding. The record is from RefSeq and is a predicted model, not a curated record. Bases 61 to 1356 code for a protein of 431 amino acids.